Molecule: messenger RNA, 610 nt
Organism: Ruditapes philippinarum (Manila clam)
Lineage: Eukaryota; Metazoa; Mollusca; Bivalvia; Venerida; Veneridae
Product: protein FAM136A-like
Exons: 3
Coding region: 112-483 (123 amino acids)
Source: RefSeq, a predicted model, not a curated record
GACUUUAGCCGAGAAUACCGGUGAACGGUCCGUGUUAAGACGGCCAUUAUCAACGAUUUGACCGACAAACUUUACUUUUCUUAAUAAUUAUAUUUACACACACUUAUAAGCAUGGCUGACAUAAAAGGAGACUUUGCCAAUGAGUAUUUGGGCAGAGUACUGGGUGAGAUGCAUAGAUGUUGUGCCAAAUGCUGUGAUAACAAAACUGCAGAAACAACAGAUGUAAAGAAAUGUGUACUUAAAUGUCAGGCAAAUGCUGAAAAGACUCGGGAAGUUUUACUAGAAGUUAUAAAGAAUCCCUAUAUGAAAUGUUAUGCUCGCUGCGGGGAGAAACACAAUAUGAUGGCAAAUCAGUCAGAAGAGGAAAAAACACGUGCGGCAGACUGUGUUUUAAAAUGUAAAGAAGAUCAUAGUGAAAUGGUACCAAAAGCUACUGAGCAGUUACAGGCAUUAAGAACUCUAACAAGAAAUAAAAGAAAUUGAAGUGGGUAAUUGGAGAUAAUGAUGUCAAGGUAUAAACGAGGCAAGGUUUAUCAAUGUCGAAAGUAUUUUUAUUUAUAGAAUGUUUUGGACAUGACUUUUACAAAUAAAAAAAAUUCUAUAAAGUUCA